GUGGGUGGUCCAGCUCGCUGUAGGCGGUUGUCCGCGGGAAGCAGGUGGAGGGCGGGAGAGCUGGGGCUGGUGAGGAAGGACUGAGAAGUCCUGGCCCCAGAGGACACCCCGAGGGGAAGAGCAGCUAGAAGAAUGGAGCGAGAGCGCGGGCCAGGACACCCCGCAAGGGGCCAGAGACCCCAGCCCGGGACGCUGCUUGGCGCACAGCUGGCGCUCAGUUUCUGUAGCUUUUGUUCUUAAAGGACACAGCGUGUGAUAGAAACCAAUUGUCAAACUCACGAGACCUAUGCACGUAUCUGAGACUUAAGAUCUGUGCUCUUUCUCUGAGAUUGGACCCUGCGUGGGGGACCUUCGAGGUGUGUCUGUACUGGACUAUACAAAUGAAGUGUUUGUGUUCUCAAUCCACGAUGACUCCGAACGUAGCUCACUGGACUGAGAUGGAGUGCCUGAGAGACCUUCCUGAUUGUUGAGUGGUCUUCCAGCUCAAAUGCAUUGGGAUAUGGGGAAGAAAAUUAAGAAGUCAAGGGAAGACAAGAGGCUAACAUAACUGGAGAGGUUUCUGAGUCGUCCGACGCUCAUCAUCCCCUCAACCCCUAGGGAGGAACCAGCAGGCCUGGUCCUUCCCUCGGCACUACCUGAGCGGGAAGGAGCCCCGCACCCAAGGAAAGGCAUCACUUUAGCUUGCACAUAUGAAGACCAUGGCGCAGGGAUCCCUGUCAUUCAAGGAUGUGACAGUUGACUUCAGUCAUGAGGAGUGGCAGCACUUAGACUGUGCUCAGAAGACUCUGUACACAGACGUAAUGCUGGAAAACUAUCACCACUUCAUUUCUGUGGGGUGUGACAUGAUGAAACCUGAAGUGAUCCUCAGAUUGGAACGAGGGGAAGCGCCAUGGACAUCAUUUGCAAGUCAUGUUUGCUUAGAAGAAAACUGGAAAGGUGAAGACUUGUUAAGGAAAUGCAAGGAAUAUCAAGAUGCAUACUCUGGAUCAAUUGUGUGCAUUAACCAUAAACUAGUUAUAAAGAAGAGUAAGGAAUAUGAAGAUACAUUUACUAUAGUGAAACAACCUGCUUUGUCAAAAGAUCUACCUCCUGAAUGUGAUAAUCAAGGAAACAUUUUAGAAACUGUUUCAGAAUUAAGCAACAGAACUCUGAGCCCUGUAAGACAAAGGCUUUAUGAAUGUAAUGGGCAUGGGAAAUCUGUCCUUAAUACAGUGCAAGAAACUGCAUACACUGAAGUCCAGUCCCCUAAUCAAUGUGGCAGGGCUUUCAAUCACAGCAGUGAUAUGCCUGUGACAUAUCAGAAGAUGGUGCCUCCAACACAGUCAUUUGGAUACAAUGACUGUGAGAAGCCAUUCCUUAGAAAGGAAAGCUUAAUUACACAUGAUAGUGUAUCCAAAGUGGGAAACAAACCUACAUUUAAAAAGAAAAGAACAACCAAUGUUGAAAAGAAACACAUAUGCACUGAAUGUGGGAAGUCCUGCAGGAAGUCAGUGUUGAUUCUGGGAAUUCACACUGAGGAAAACCCUUACCAUUGUCUUCAAUGUGCAAAUGCAUUUAGAAGAAAAUCAUACCUUGUUGACCAUCAGAGAACUCACACAGGAGAAAAACCAUUUGUUUGUAAUGAUUGUGGUAAGUCCUUCCGCGUAAAGACAAUCCUCACGGAUCAUCAAAGAACACACACAGGGGAAAAAUCAUAUGAAUGUCUGGAAUGUAGGAAGUCCUUCAGAUUAAAGUCACACCUUAUUCGUCAUCAGAGAACUCACACAGGAGAGAAACCAUAUGAGUGUAAUGACUGUGGGAAAUCCUUCAGCCAAAAGACAACUCUAUCUCAACAUCAGAGAAUUCAUACAGGAGAGAAACCUUAUGUUUGUAAAGAAUGUGGGAAGUCUUUUCACCAAAAAGCAAACCUUACUGUUCACCAUAGGACUCACACUGGGGAGAAGCCCUAUAUUUGUAAUGAAUGUGGGAAAUCUUUCUCCCAAAAAACAACUCUUGGUCUUCAUGAGAAAACUCAUACUGAGGAGAAGCCUUAUAUCUGUAAUGAAUGUGGAAAGUCCUUCCGUCAGAAAACAACCCUUGUUGCACAUACGAGGACACACACAGGAGAGAAAUCCUAUGAAUGCCCUCACUGUGGGAAGGCCUUUAGAAGGAAGUCAAACCUCAUUGAUCACCACAGAACUCACACUGGGGAGAAACCAUAUGAAUGUAAUGAAUGUGGGAAAUCAUUCAGUCAGAAGACAAAUCUCAACCUACACCAGAGAAUUCACACAGGGGAGAAGCCCUAUAUCUGUAAUGAAUGUGGAAAAUCUUUUCGUCAAAAAACAACCCUUACUGUGCAUCAAAAAAUACAUACAGGACAGAAAUCCUAUGAAUGCCCUCAGUGUGGGAAAGCCUUUAGCGGGAAGUCAUGUCUCAUUCAUCAUCAAAGAAUACAUACAGGAGAGAAACCAUAUAAAUGUAAUGAAUGUGGAAAGUGCUUCCGCCAAAAGACAAAUCUCAUGGUACAUCAAAGAACUCACACAGGUGAGAAACCCUACAUUUGUAAUGAAUGUGGUAAGUCCUUUAGUUAUAAGAGAAACCUCAUAGUCCAUCAGAGAACUCAUAAGGGAGAAAAUAAGGAAAUACAAUGAAAGAGGUGAUUCCUUUGUGAAGACUCUCCCACUGUAAACCUUGAGGUUUAAAAAGAAAUGUAAGGCUAAGCAUGUUAAUCACUAAUAGUUAUUAAAGGUCCAUACCACACAACUAGCACUUACUAACAUGAAAUGAGUAUGAUCAUCAUUGAACUAUAUCAGCUAUAAAGCUAGUAUUUGAGAGAGAUAGAGGCAGCACAAAGAGAGUAUACCCAACUCUGGACACAUGCAACACUUUCUGCAUCUGACUUUAUGUUGGGUUUCCAGACUAUGAGGUUUUGCAAGCAAGCACUUUUAACCACUGAGCCAUCUCUUCAGCCCCAUGAAGCUAGUUUUCAAUGGUAACUGUUCAUUUAUAUACUUUAAUUAAAAAAAAAAAAAUCCUGGCUGCAGAGAUGGCUUAGCAGUUAAGGUGCUUGCCUACAAAGCCUAAGAAUUCAUGUUUGAAUCUCCAGGUCCCAUGUAAGCAUGACACACAGCGAUGCCAGUGUGCAGUGGUGCACAUGUGCACAAGGAAGUGCAUGCAUCUGGAUUUACUCAGUUGCUGAAAGCACUGGCAUACCCAUUUUCUCUCUUAAGAUAGAUAAUUAAAAAAAAUACAUCCAAGGCAGAUGCUGACAAUCCUAGCACUUGGAAGGCAGGAUUAUAGUCAUCACUUUGAGUCGAAUCUAGUCUACAUAUCAGGUUCCAGGUAACCUACUGACAGAUACUUAUCUCAAAGAAAAGAAAUAAGUUCAGUAAUAGAUCCAGGAACAAAUUACAAAAUGAUUGUCAGUGUUCAUUUCCAUAAAAGGAAAUGACCAGGCUGGGCAUGGUGGUACACACCUUUAAUCCCAGCACUUGGGAGACAGAGGCAGGAGGAUCGCCAUGAGUCCGAGGCCACCCUAAGUAAGACUCAUAGUAAAUUUCAGGUCACCCUGAGCUAGACUGAGACCCUACCUCAAAAAAAAAAAAAACAAAAAAAAAAAAACAACUAAUUCACACCACAGUCUGAGUAAAUUAGUAAGUCCCCAAAUAUUAGUACUUUCCUGAUUUAUAGCAUCAUAAAAUAGUGUAUUUUAAAACAUCACAUGUAUUUUGUCAUAGAUUUGUGUUUUGUUUCAAUGAACAUUUUAACAAUUUGUAAAUUACCGCAUGUGACAAGUGUAUUUGAAUUUUGUAUGCUAUUCCAUUUUAAGACUAUAUUGUUAUUUAUCCUAC
Messenger RNA from Jaculus jaculus (lesser Egyptian jerboa), 3830 nucleotides. RefSeq names its product zinc finger protein 567 (gene Znf567). The transcript is spliced from 7 exons. Gene Ontology annotation, biological process: regulation of immune system process; regulation of cytokine production; negative regulation of transcription by RNA polymerase II. The record is from RefSeq and is a predicted model, not a curated record. Gene Ontology annotation, molecular function: DNA-binding transcription repressor activity, RNA polymerase II-specific. Bases 690 to 2630 code for a protein of 646 amino acids. NCBI's taxonomy places the organism in Eukaryota, Metazoa, Chordata, Mammalia, Rodentia, Dipodidae.